UUCUCGUUACGUCCGUGGUACGCCGUGAUGAUUGGCGCGUGAAGCGUGCGUGUCGCGUGAAGCGGAAAGGAGGAGCAAGGAGGAAACACGUUGGUUUGCGUGUAUUUGUUACGACGCGGUGCGUAUCGUUUGUCGUAGCCGUUCGCGAGUCCUUCCGGUUGCCUCGUCUACGGCUCGACACCGCAAAACACGAGGGCAGGGGAUACCUCGCGUGUUUUCACGGUGCACACCCCAACGUCGGUCCAUCUAUCCCGUCUAUCAAGGAACCACGGCCAUGGCGUCGUCCGAUCAGCCGAACAAUGUUGCACCAGACCCAGCGGAUAACGUUGCGGAAACAGCGAAGAGUGCCAGAGAUAUGGCAGAAUUGAAAAAGAAAGCUGCCAAUCAGUAUUAUUCACAAAAAGAGUACAAGAAAGCGUUGGUCGUUUACAAUGAAGUUGUUGCAUUAUGUCCCGACAUAUCGGUCUACUAUGGCAAUCGAGCGGCGUGUUACAUGAUGCUUCGACAGUAUCGAGAUGCAAUGGCGGAUGCUAAAAAAUGUAUCGAGUUGGAACCAACGUUUUCUAAAGCUUAUGUAAGAUUGAUCAAGUGUUACUUGAUUUUGGGAGACAUUCUAGAAGCUGAAACUGCAUUAAAAAAAUUACUGGAAUUCGAUCCCAAUAACGAAUCAAUAGCUGCAGAACAAAAAGACAUAGCAUAUCUAAGAAAGUUCCUUGAGGCUGCUGAUGUUGCCUACAAUGCUAAGGAUUAUCGCAAGGUUGUAUAUUGCAUGGAUCGUUGUUGCGACAUAAGCACAUCUGGGAUACGUUUUAAGCUGACCAAAGCAGAGUGUCUAGCGCUUUUAGGGAGAUACCAAGAAGCCCAAGAAAUUGCAAAUGAUGCUUUACACAUCGACAAACAGAACGCGGAAGCAUUAUACAUCCGUGGUAUGUGCUUGUAUUUUCAAGAUGAUAUCGACAGAGCUUUUUCACAUUUCCAACAAGUACUGCGACUUGCGCCAGAUCAUGCCAAAGCAUUAGAAAUAUACAAAAGAGCAAAAUUAUUAAAGAAGAAAAAAGAGGAGGGUAAUGCAGCAUUUAAAAGAGAUCAAUAUCAAGAGGCUUAUGAUCUUUAUAAUGAAGCCUUAACCAUUGACCCACACAAUAUUAUGACUAAUGCUAAAUUACAUUUUAAUAAAGCAACAGCUGCAGCCAAGUUAGGGAAGUUGAAUGAAUCUGUAGCGGAAUGCACGGAAGCUUUAAAGCUCAAUGAAAAUUAUCUAAAAGCUCUUUUGAAAAGAGCGAGUAUUUAUAUGGAACUCGAAGAAUUUGAAGAGGCGGUACGUGAUCUCGAAAAAGCGUCUAAAAUGGAUAAGACUAAUCGCGAAACAAAACGAUUACUCGGAAAAGCUAAACAGCUGUUGAGGAAAUCCAAGAGGAAAGACUAUUAUAAGAUUUUGGGUAUCGAUAAAAAUGCAUCUACCGAAGAUAUCAAAAAGGCUUAUAGGAAACGUGCUCUGGAUCAUCACCCAGAUCGUCAUGCUAAUGCCAGUGAAGGGGAGAAAAGAGAACAAGAGAAGAAAUUUAAGGAAGUCGGAGAAGCUUAUGGGAUUCUCUCGGAUCCUAAGAAACGAUCUCGUUACGAUCGCGGUCAUGAUAUAGAUGACAACGAAGGUGGUUUCCAAGAUAUGGAUCCGAACGCAAUGUUCCACUUCUUUUGUCAAGAUGGAGGCUUCCAAUUUCAGUUCCAAGACGGCUUCCCAGGCAAUGCUUUUCAGUUUCAGUUCCCAGGUUAACGACGUUUCCAAAAGCGUAUGGUGUAAUACGAUGUAUCUAACUGUGUAUAUGAUAAUCAAGUUUGUUUUAGUAAAUACUGCAUCGAAUUUUUCGAAAUACAUACCUAAGUUUACGAUGCAACGUAGUAACAUGUUUUGUGUUUCACAAUUUUGAGAUUGCUAAACGUAGAGAUUCGUCUGAGCGAUUGAUAUGCGUAUUUAUUUAUACAUGACAUAAAAUUGUAUAUAUAACAUCUACGAUCCCCAUUACAUUACAUAUUACGGUGCGGUAGACCUUCGAUUUAAUAAAUUAAUUAAGCGAAAGAACAUUAAGGUUUAACGUCAAAGUACAACAGGCAAAGUUCAGGAGAGGCCUGAGACACACUCGUACCUGACGAAACCUUUGUGAAUAGGUAAGAGAAGCAAAUAUUCGUUAGAUUGAUAAGUGAAGCGUUCUUAUUGAGAGGUUUAUUUUAUUUUUUAAUUGAAAUCUCUUUCUAGGCAAUUACCUGUUGUCGCGUUAUAAAUAUAUAAAUUAUUGAAAGAGAUUUUAAUUCUUAUUAAUUUUUUUUAUUAAGUCACCGGAACCGCCUUUAAAAUUUCGUAAAAAAAUCUAGAGUUUCGUUUGCAGACAUGGUAAAUUUGAUGUGGAAUCAUUAACAACCUUAUUGCUCCACAAUCUUAUGAGAGAUCUAUUUUAUUUUUUAAUUGAAAUCUCUUAGGCAACUACCUGUUGUCGCGUUCUAAAUAUUAUAUUAAUUAUUGAAAGAGAUUAAGAGUUUUAAUUUUUACUCAUUUUUCUAUUAGUCACUGGAAUCGCUUUUAAAAUUUCGUUAAAAAUCUAGAGUUUAUUAUAUUAUUUCGCAGAUUGCAGCAUAGCAAGUUUGAUGUAGGAUCAUUUUAAUGAAACUUAUUUGUUCCACAAUUUUUGUGCCCAUAUAUGUAUACCUGUUAAUUCCGUAUCUGUUUACAAAUUAUAGUAAGAUGCAACUCUCAUUGUAAUAUAAUUGAUUAAAACGAUAUAAAGUCGGCACAAUGUAAAUUCCGUUUGUCCUGCGAUGAUACACGCGCUUAAUCGUUUCCAAAUAAUUAUAAAGUUUUAAGAAUAUGUUGUUUCCAUAGAUCCACAAUGUAUUCAUUCUACAGAUCUUUCUACAAAUACAUAUAUUAUAAGACAUCU
Molecule: messenger RNA, 2933 nt
Organism: Wasmannia auropunctata (little fire ant)
Lineage: Eukaryota; Metazoa; Arthropoda; Insecta; Hymenoptera; Formicidae
Gene: Tpr2
Product: dnaJ homolog subfamily C member 7
Exons: 11
Coding region: 275-1774 (499 amino acids)
Molecular function (GO): protein binding
Source: RefSeq, a predicted model, not a curated record